Rotaria sordida is the source of this 1296-nucleotide messenger RNA. Lineage: Eukaryota; Metazoa; Rotifera; Eurotatoria; Philodinida; Philodinidae. The record is from the annotation of a GenBank genome assembly.
AUGGCAAGAUGUGAUGCAACUGAAGAUGUAUUUGAACAAAUUGAUACAAAUCGAGAUGGAAGGAUUGACAAAAAUGAAUAUCGCACAUGGGCUUCAAAUACUGAAGGAUUACCUUCUUCAUCAUAUGAAUCAUCAACUAGUAGAUUUAAUCUUAAUGAUAAUACUACUAGUCGAUUUGAUCGAGAUAGAUAUAGAUUCGGAUCUCGAUAUGCUUCGGAAAAUACGACUGAUAGAUAUGGUUCAUAUGGAAAUACAGCACUACCUAGUGAUUUGACUAGUGAAGCGGCGAUUCAAACAAAUAGUUCAGCAGAAACGGAUGCAUAUCUUGAAAAAUCAGCUCAUAAUAUUUACAGGGAUCCCAAUCCACAAAUUAUUCGACGAGCAACAACUGGAACUCCAGUAACAUAUGAACAACGAGUGGUUAUUCGAUAUCUUCAACCACCAACAGUUCCAGAACCAGGACCACUCAUUAUUAAAGAAGUGCGUCCAGCACAACCACCACCACCUCGACCACUUAUCAUACGAGAAAAUGCAUCAUCUGUUUGUUCACCACCUCCCCUUAUCUUACGUGAACGACCACCAACACCACCAUCAUGUAUUCCCAGUGAAACAGUUACUCGUUGUUUACCUCCUAUACCUGCUCCACCACGAUCAGUUGUCAUCGAACGUUAUCCAUCGCUUCCACCAAAACCACGCGAUAUUAUAAUUGAACGAUGGAUUCCCUAUGGACCUCCAUCUGAACGUCGUCGAGUUGUUGAACCUGCUCCUCCUCCUAUAACAUAUCCAGAACCACGUAAUACGGUUAUUAUUUAUGAAAAUGUUGAAACACGUACAGCCCGGAAAUUUGAAAAACUUGGUGUUGCCCAAGAAAAUCCUGCCGAUUAUGUAGCUCGUUAUGGGGCAUCACUUUUAGAUCCAAGAACACUUGUUCAACAGGCUCGUAGUGCUGGUGUUAUUGAAGAUAUAUCGCCUCCGGUAGGAUCAUCUUCAAUGUAUACAAAUAUACGUGGAAAUACUGUUGAUUUUGACCGGUCAAAUGAAAUAAUCAAUCGAGAUUAUUCAUUACCACGUGUGACUAGCUACGAACGAAUGCCACUAGCUGCUGGUGCACAAGCUUGUAAUCUUGGUAAAAUAAGCUAUUCAUCAUCAGCAUCGAAUUUGGUUGGUGAUCGUGCUUUAGUUAGUAGUGCUUGUACACCCCAACGUACAUUUAGUGGUUGUGAUUCUAGCCUUGCCGCUAAUGACUCUAACUGUUAUGGACAAGCAAAACAAACAGAAUUUGAACAAUAUAUUUAA